UGUUCCUGCUCACUUUGUCCUUAGCAACAACGGACGGCGACGACGACCAGCGGCGCAUCGUCUCCGACUCCUCGCUUACAAUUUGCUCGUCCCUAACUCUUUGUCUAUCCAUCUGUCUGUCCCUAUUUUCCAAUUCCACACCCUACACUGGCUUAAAGCUUCUUUUUCUACCCGACUCACCCGAAAAUGACUACGUCGUACAAGCCAGCAGACUCAAAAAGGGAAGAAUUCCGAAAGUAUUUAGAAAAGGCUGGGGUUUUGGAUGCUCUCACAAAAGUUCUAGUUGGACUUUAUGAAGAACCUGACAAACCAAACAAUGCUUUAGAAUUUUUGAAACAGCAUCUUGGUGUUUCUGGUCCUGAAACGGCAGAUGUAGACGCCUUGAAGUUGGAGGUCAUAGAAUUACAGGAGAAAGUGGAACAACUUCAAGAGGAGAAUUCAGACCUCAAAAGCAAGCUUCAACAAUAUGAACCAAAUUUGACAGAACAGUCUGUUGAUAACUAACCAUCCUUUGUUGUCAUGUCCCACUGCUGUUGUCACAUCCACACACACAUGACUGGCCUUAAAACACUGGAUGACUUUCACUUUCCACUUUAUUCAAAUAGAAUUUUGAAAAGCAAUUUAUUUUUUAUGUUUGUUUAUUUGUUAUUCCUUAUUUCCAUUGCUGUUUCAUAUCAUUUAGUUUCUUCCAAUCUCUCUCUCUCCCUCUCUCUAUCUACCUAUCUAUUUAUCAUCAAUCUAUCUCUCUAUCUUCCUACCUGUCUCUAUGUCAUCUGGCUACCUGUCUAUUUAUCUCUCUCUCUCUCAUCACCUCUACCUUCAGUAAAUAACUGUCUCAUUGGUUGCUAUUAUCAACAGCUGUUCUGGAGGGAUACUCAGAACAGAUUUCAUAUCCCACAAUGCAUUAUCACUGGGGGCCGCCACCAUUUGCUGGCCCCCGGUUGACAAUCUGUUAUUCAGUUGUGAAAUAGUCUCACGAAUAAAAAACAAAAAACAAAGCAAAAAGACAAAGUUUCAA
Molecule: messenger RNA, 1018 nt
Organism: Octopus sinensis (East Asian common octopus)
Lineage: Eukaryota; Metazoa; Mollusca; Cephalopoda; Octopoda; Octopodidae
Product: c-Myc-binding protein
Exons: 5
Coding region: 187-504 (105 amino acids)
Biological process (GO): regulation of DNA-templated transcription
Cellular component (GO): nucleus
Molecular function (GO): transcription coactivator activity
Source: RefSeq, a predicted model, not a curated record